GUGACCGCGGCCCGGCAAAGUCACGUGGCUGGGGCGCGCCCGCCCGUCGUGGCCAUGGCGGCCGCAGGUUCCAGUGUGGUAAGGCGAGUGGAAGAGCUCGGGGACCUGGCUCAGGCUCACAUACAGCAGCUUAGCGAAGCCGCCGGCGAAGAUGAUCACUUUUUAAUUCGGGCUUCUGCAGCUCUAGAAAAAUUGAAACUUCUGUGUGGAGAAGACAAAGAAUGUUCAAACCCAUCAAAUCUUCUAGAACUUUACACACAGGCCAUUUUGGACAUGACAUAUUUUGAGGAGAACAAACUAGUAGAUGAAGAUUUUCCUGAGGACUCUUCACAGAAAGUAAAAGAGCUGAUCAGUUUUCUUUCAGAACCAGAAAUUUUAAUUAAAGAAAAUAAUAUGCAUCCAAAACCCUGCGAUUUGCUUGGGGAUGAACUUCUGGAAUGCCUCUCUUGGAGAAGAGGUGCUCUACUCUAUAUGUAUUGUCAUUCUCUGACCAAAAGGAGAGAGUGGCUCACAAGAAAAUCCAGUUUGCUUAAAAAGUAUCUUAUUGAUGGAAUCAGUUACUUGCUACAGAUGCUAAAUUACCGGUGUCCUAUCCAGUUAAAUGAAGGAGUUUCUUUCCAAGACUUAGACACAGCCAAAUUACUGAGUGAAGGAAUAUUUAGUGACAUUCAUUUGCUGGCUAUGAUGUACAGCGGAGAAAUGUGUUACUGGGGAUUGAAGCAUUGUGCAGAUCAACAGCCAGAAAAUCAUGAAGUGGAUAGUGGUGUUUCCGGAGCAAGCUACACGACACAGAAAGAACCCUUGGAUUUCCGAGAAGUAGGAGAAAAAAUUUUGAAAAAGUAUGUAUCUGUGUGCGAAGGACCCCUGAAAGAACAAGAAUGGAAUACAGCAAAUGCAAAACAAAUUUUAAACUUCUUUCAGCAUCAUACCAACCAGUAAGUUCAGCUAUUCUUUUUGAAACAGAAGAACAAAACAACCCGUGAAAUGGAAAAAGUUCCAGAAAAGAAGACAUAUUGACACUGAGCUUAAGAAUGUUACACUAUGUAAAGAUAACCAGCAGGGUUACCUAUUUUUAAAUGCCAUCGCCAUCUUUCAUUACAUGUUUUUAAAUCUAUGAAGGAACAAUUCUUUAAUUUCUAAGAUGGCAUGUAAUUUUAAUUCAGCCAUCCUGUAACUAAUACUAAGUAGUAAUCCAGUUUAGCUUUUUAGAAUUUUUUUAUUACUUUAGGUUUCUUUUUUUAAUAUUGUGACAUAAAAUUGACCACUUUAAAUAUCUUCAGAUUAUUUUUAGGUCUAUCUUGAAGCUACGCUUCAGCGAUUAAAAUCAAUUCACCUCAUUGCUUUAGAUGGAUAAAAAAUGGGCAAAAUAGAAGAUUGUAACUAGUAUUUAGACUCCCAUUUCCAGAAUAAGAUAAAUAAUGCAAUGCCACAAGAGAAUUGUUUGAUUUUUUUUCACCAUGUAUUACUAAUAGAAUUUAAAAUUUUUAUGCUAUUGGGCAUUAUAUAACCAUUUUCAAAUGAUUUUCCUGUUUUGUUAAAAGAAAAUGGAUGGCUUAUGAAAUGAGUAAUGAAGAUGAAACCAAUUUAGGUUAGUCCAUCAUUAGCUCAUAUGUGUUCAGAGCACACCUUUUUGGAUGUAUUGAAAUUUUAAUAUUUUUGUCUUUAAUAAUAAUAGAUGGCCAGAGAACCUAACUUUCUAUCUUGCUUACAGUAUUUCUGUCUACCUCAACUCCUCUUGUCAUCUUGGGAUGAUCUAAUACCUUGCUGAUAUCCUUGACUUCUGUGCCAGUGACUUCAUCACAUUCCAGGAACUUACUCCCAUGGCUACACCUUGAAUGAAAAUCACCACCUUGUGUUCUCUUUCUGAAAUCUUAAAUUGCAAUAACCAAUAACAAUUCCUAUCUUUCCAGCUUUUUCACUUCCUCAUUUUUGAUUUUUCUUUCCCUGUAUUUCUAUUCUUUUUUUUUUUUUAAUUUUUUUUUUAACAUUUAUUUAUUUUUGAGACAGAGAGAGAC
Messenger RNA from Prionailurus viverrinus (fishing cat), 2015 nucleotides. RefSeq names its product RAB7A interacting MON1-CCZ1 complex subunit 1 (gene RIMOC1). The record is from RefSeq and is a predicted model, not a curated record. The transcript is spliced from 6 exons. NCBI's taxonomy places the organism in Eukaryota, Metazoa, Chordata, Mammalia, Carnivora, Felidae. Gene Ontology annotation, biological process: mitophagy. The coding region runs from base 55 to 939 and encodes 294 amino acids.